AUGCGGGUCGUAUUCACCCUUGGGCGACUCGGAUCGGUCAAACCAUUGACCCAUGCCCAUCGCGCGCCCAAUAUUCGACCCUCUGCUUUUUGUCGACCUCAAUACCUUACACCCCCGAGACUACCACCCUUGGAUCCGGCCGCUUUCGCUUCAUAUGGCUGCAGAAGCAUUUCUCACGAACAGAAGGCAAAAGAUCUCAAUCAACAGGGGGUCGAUGAUGCUCUUUCAGAAUUUGACAGUGUUCUGGCACACAAUGGAGAAAAGCAACAGCGGACACCAUGGCAUCGUCAAGGAGCGGAAGAGCCUCCUGUGCGACGACAACGCUCUGCAGGGGCCAUGACUAAAGGGAAGCUGCUCACCACCCCUUCGAGACUGCUCAAACUAGUUCUGCCCUUGACUACGUCCGAUCACAAUGACGACAGGAAAAAUAUUGCUCCCCUUGCUCUCCUUGUCCACCCACAACAACCACUAUCUUACCUCGAAAGGUUGAUCCAAGCCGAAUUACCUAGCGUUGAAACUGAAAAGGGAGACAAACGGUUACCGGCGAUAUCCUUUCGCGCGAUGGAGGCUGAAGGCGAUGAGAUCAUGCCCAAGAACCAGACGCUAGAAGAGGAAGAACGGGGUCAACAGAAGAGUGCUCUCGGAGAGGGUGGUGUCCAAAGCUACAGCGGAGCUGGCAGAGAAGGGACGGGCGAAGACUCCGGCGAGUUCGUCAGAUGGAGUGCCUCCACCGAGAUUGGUGAUUUCAUCAGGGACGCGGCUAGAGCGAAAGAAUUUGAAGUCGAAAUUGAAGGCAACCCGAGAACAAUCAAAGUUGCCGUGCCGUCUUUCAACGAUAGAACUUUCUAUCUUCGACAAAGGCUUCGCAGGAUCUCGAAGAAGAUUGCUGAUUUGGCUGCUAUCAAGCACGAAUGCGAUGUGGCCGCCCACAAAAGUGGACAGAGGAUCGCCCUCGGCGGAUGCGGGGUCUUGAUUGGAUACUGGUACGUGGUAUAUCGUUUGACGUUCGAAACGGAUCUCGGAUGGGAUGUAAUGGAGCCUGUGACCUAUCUCGUCGGAAUGGGAUCAAUUAUUGGCGGUUAUAUGUGGUUUUUAUACCAUAAUCGCGAGGUGUCGUAUCGUUCGGCGAUGAACCUCACCAUCAGUCGUCGGCAGAGCCGUUUGUACGAGCUCAAGGGCUUCGACCCGCAGAAGUGGGAAACUCUGACCGAGGAGGCAAAUGCUCUAAGAAGGGAAAUCAAGGCGGUGGCUUCUGAGUAUGAUGUGGAAUGGGACGAAAGAAAGGAUGAGCACGACGAAGCUGUUGUCAAGGCAUUGAGAGAAGAGCGCCAAAACGGGGGCAAGAGCAAGUCGAAGAAGAACAAGGACGAUGGAGACGACGAAGAUUAA
Molecule: messenger RNA, 1389 nt
Organism: Cladophialophora psammophila CBS 110553
Lineage: Eukaryota; Fungi; Ascomycota; Eurotiomycetes; Chaetothyriales; Herpotrichiellaceae
Exons: 2
Coding region: 1-1389 (462 amino acids)
Biological process (GO): calcium import into the mitochondrion; mitochondrial calcium ion homeostasis
Cellular component (GO): uniplex complex; mitochondrial inner membrane
Molecular function (GO): calcium channel activity; uniporter activity
Source: RefSeq, a predicted model, not a curated record